Molecule: messenger RNA, 6841 nt
Organism: Oenanthe melanoleuca
Lineage: Eukaryota; Metazoa; Chordata; Aves; Passeriformes; Muscicapidae
Gene: KCNT2
Product: potassium sodium-activated channel subfamily T member 2
Exons: 31
Coding region: 269-3814 (1181 amino acids)
Biological process (GO): potassium ion transport
Cellular component (GO): membrane
Molecular function (GO): intracellular sodium-activated potassium channel activity
Source: RefSeq, a predicted model, not a curated record
CGAGGCCGAGGCCGCCGCCCGCCGGCACCUGCCUCCCCCCGGGGCGGGACUUGGCUCCCGGGGCCGAGAGGCUCCCCCGAGCCGGCGGGGAGCGCGGGGACAGCCCCGCCGCGCCUUUGUGCGGGGCCAGCCCAGCCCACCCCGCGCCGCCGCCGCCGCCGCGCCGGGCUCUGCCCGCCACACGCCCGGGCGGCUCCGGCCGCUCCUCGGGCAGCGCGGCGGGGCUUCCCCUCUCUGCCGGCCGGCCCUGCCUCCCGCUCCGGGCAGCAUGGUGGACCUGGACAGCGAGGUGCCGCCGCUGCCGCCGCGGUACCGCUUUCGGGACUUGCUGCUGGGCGACCAGGGCUGGCAGAGCGACGACAGGGUGCAAGUUGAAUUCUAUAUGAAUGAAAAUACAUUUAAAGAGAGAUUAAAGCUCUUCUUCAUCAAAAACCAAAGAUCAAGUCUGAGAAUACGAUUAUUCAAUUUCUCUCUCAAGCUACUGAGCUGUUUCUUGUACAUAGUUCGUGUGCUCCUGGAUGAUCCUACACAAGGAUUUGGAUGUAAGGAAUUAAACCGGAGUUGUUCCAAUCAAAACUACACACCUGGAACAAUUGAUUGGUCUCCCAUUAUUUGGGUGAAUCGAAGCUUACCUUUGUGGGGAUUACAGGUGUCUGUGGCUGUAAUAAGUCUCUUUGAAACUCUGUUGCUAAGUUAUCUAAGCUACAAGGGAAAUAUCUGGGAACAAAUUCUGAGAAUACCCUUUCUCCUGGAAAUAAUUAAUGCUGUCCCUUUCAUCAUCACGAUUUUCUGGCCAGUCCUAAGAAACCUGUUUAUUCCUGUAUUUUUAAAUUGCUGGCUGGCAAAGCAUGCUUUAGAAAAUAUGAUUAAUGAUCUUCACCGAGCCAUCCAACGCACACAGUCGGCAAUGUUUAACCAAGUGCUCAUUUUAAUAUCUACCUUAUUAUGUCUCAUCUUCACUUGUAUUUGUGGAAUUCAGCAUCUGGAACGAGCAGGAAACAGGUUGACUCUCUUUGACUCCCUUUAUUUCUGCAUAGUGACAUUUUCUACUGUGGGCUUUGGGGAUGUUACACCCAAGAUAUGGCCUUCAAAGCUGCUUGUUGUCAUUAUGAUCUGUGUUGCUCUUGUGGUGUUGCCCAUACAGUUUGAACAGCUGGCAUAUUUGUGGAUGGAGAGGCAAAAGUCGGGAGGAAACUACAGUAGAUACAGAGCUCAGACGGAAAAACACGUUGUGCUGUGUGUGAGCUCUCUGAAAAUUGACUUACUCAUGGAUUUCUUGAAUGAAUUCUAUGCCCACCCCAGACUGCAGGACUAUUAUGUGGUUAUUUUGUGUCCCACGGAGAUGGAUGCUCAGGUCCGAAGGGUGUUACAAAUCCCCAUGUGGUCCCAAAGAGUUAUCUACCUGCAAGGCUCAGCUCUGAAAGAUCAAGACCUGUUGAGAGCUAAGAUGGACAAUGCUGAAGCCUGUUUCAUCCUGAGCAGCCGCUGUGAGGUGGACAGGACAGCAGCUGAUCAUCAAACCAUUUUAAGAGCAUGGGCAGUUAAAGACUUUGCUCCAAAUUGUCCUUUAUAUGUUCAGAUACUGAAGCCUGAGAAUAAAUUCCACAUCAAGUUUGCAGAUCAUGUUGUAUGUGAAGAGGAAUUCAAAUAUGCUAUGCUAGCUCUAAAUUGUAUAUGUCCAGCUACUUCUACAUUAAUCACUCUGCUGGUUCAUACAUCUAGGGGACAUACAGCCCCAUGGGAAGCUUUCAGACAACUCACUGGAACCAAGCAGACAUUAAACAGGGAGAGUCAGCAAUCACCAGAACAAUGGCAGAAAAUGUAUGGCAGAUGCUCUGGAAAUGAAGUGUAUCACAUUAACCUGGAAGAAAGUACAUUUUUUGCAGAGUAUGAGGGGAAGAGCUUCACAUAUGCUUCUUUCCAUGCACAUAAAAAGUUUGGAGUCUGUCUGAUUGGUGUUAGAAAGGAAGAUAACAAAAACAUUUUGCUGAAUCCAGGUCCUCGAUAUAUCAUGAGUUCUACUGAUAUAUGCUUUUACAUAAAUAUCACCAAAGAAGAGAAUUCUGCUUUUAAGAAGCAAGAAAAGCAUAGAAAAAACCAUGAAUCAAAAUUAUCUUAUCAUGGAGCUUCUAGAUUACCAGUACACAGUAUAAUAGCCAGCAUGGGGACCGUGGCCAUCGAUUUGCAGGACACCGGCUGCCGCGGGGCCAGCGGGGCCACCCUGGCCCUGCCUGCCCAGGGGGGCAAGGAGGGCAGGAGGCCCAGCAUAGCCCCAGUGCUGGAGGUGGCAGACUCCUCCUCCCUGCACACCUGUGACCUGCUCAGCGACCAGUCAGAGGAUGAAACCACCCCCUCGGAUGAUGAAGUCUCUGCAGGCUUAGAGUAUGCCAAAGGCUAUCCUCCUUACUCUCCUUAUAUUGGAAGUUCUCCCACCUUUUGUCAUCUUCUGCAUGAAAAAGUACCCUUCUGUUGUCUAAGACUAGAUAAGGGAUGCCAGCAUAACUACCAUGAAGAUGCCAAAGCCUAUGGAUUCAAAAAUAAAUUGAUUAUAGUUGCAGCAGAAACUGCUGGAAAUGGCUUAUAUAACUUUAUUGUCCCACUCAGAGCUUAUUACCGACCAAAGAAAGAGCUAAACCCCAUUGUAUUACUGCUGGAUAACCCGCCAGAUAUGCAUUUUCUGGAUGCAAUCUGUUGGUUUCCAAUGGUUUACUACAUGGUGGGCUCUAUCGACAACCUAGAUGACUUAUUAAGGUGUGGGGUCACCUUUGCAGCUAAUAUGGUGGUGGUGGACAAAGAAAGCACAAUGAGCGCUGAGGAAGACUACAUGGCAGAUGCCAAGACUAUUGUGAAUGUUCAAACCCUCUUCAGAUUGUUCUCCAGCCUAAGCAUUAUCACAGAAUUAACUCACCCAGCCAACAUGAGAUUCAUGCAGUUCAGAGCCAAAGACUGCUAUUCUCUUGCUCUGUCCAAACUGGAAAAGAAAGAGCGGGAGAAGGGAUCUAACCUGGCAUUUAUGUUUCGACUGCCCUUUGCUGCUGGCAGGGUUUUCAGCAUCAGCAUGUUGGACACACUGCUUUAUCAGUCAUUUGUGAAAGAUUAUAUGAUUUCUAUCACAAGACUUCUGCUGGGACUUGACACCACACCAGGAUCUGGGUUUCUUUGUUCUAUGAAAAUCACAGAAGAGGAUCUGUGGAUUAGGACAUAUGCCAGACUGUAUCAGAAGCUUUGUUCCUCUACAGGAGACAUUCCAAUUGGAGUCUACAGGACAGAGUCCCAGAAGCUCACAACAUCCGAGUCACGAGAAAUGGCUUCACAAUCUCAAAUCUCCAUCAGCGUGGAGGAGUGGGAGGACACCAAGGACACCAAGGAGCAGUUCAGCUGCCGCGGGAACCACCGGAACUCGACGUGCAGCGAGCAGCCCGAGCAGCCGCUGCUGCGGAGGAAGAGCAUGCAGUGGGCACGGCGCCUGAGCAGGAGGGCCCCCAGGCACUCUGCCAAAACUGCUGAGAAGAUCAACCAGCAGAGGAUGAACCUCUACAGGAGGUCAGAAAGGCAGGAGCUGGCUGAACUCGUGAAGAACAGGAUGAAGCACCUGGGCCUUUCUCCAGCAGGAUACGAUGAAAUGAAUGAUCAUCAGAACACCCUUUCUUACAUCCUGAUCAACCCUUCUCCAGAUACAAGAUUAGAGCUGAAUGAUAUAGUAUACUUGAUCCGACCUGAUCCAUUGACUUACGUUCCAAAUGCUGGACCCAGCCGAAAGGACAGCUUCUGCAAUACAGUGGGACAGGACACCAGGGAGGAGACACAGCUUUGAUAUGUAACUCACCACAAAAUGCAGAGACAAUUUUAUACACAUGGUGUUUCCACUAACCAUUUUGCAAACGGAGUGGUACAUUUUAUUCAGAUUUUGGAAACAAAAUGACAGUGGAUAAGUGACCAAAUGCAGAAAUGUGGUGCCUAGAAACUCUGAUUUCAGGGAUUGUCAGGUCUGUGGCCUGUUCAGUAUGGUAGUUGAACUUUGUCAGCCUAACAGAAUGAUGACACCCAUUGCUAUUUAACCCAUAAAUGAACAAAUAUCAGAUCCCACCACAUUUUGCUUAGAUGCUCCUAAGCGUAUUUAUGCAGGUGGCAGCAUGUCAGUGACUGAAUUUCUGACUGACAUCAGAUUAUCUGAUGCCCAUAGAGAAACAAUGCCUGAUUUGUAGUAGCAAAUAUGUUAAUACCUGAAACUGCCAACAAGAAUUCUUCUGUGCCAAGAAUUCAGUCUUUGAAAUAAUUUUCAGUCUCAGCCUGUCGCCCACUUUUAUUUGUACAAAUUACUUUCAGUCCCAUUUCAGCCUCCAGGACGUGGAUUUUUGCACAGAUCAGGUUGAAUGACACAACCUGGUCACACUACAGAGGUUGAGACACAUCAAUGAAAGAAGAGCUCAGCUGCAGAAAAGUCCCUCUCAUCUCACUCAGGCAGCCCCCCCACACUGGCAAAAAACUGGGAAGUUUUUGUGAAGCUGCAUACAGUGGUAGCUCAGGUGAAACAAAAGCCUUUGAACCUUGGUGAGCUUGCCUAUAGAAGCCUGACUAGAUUAUAACACAAAAGUGAGAGCAUCCCUCUGCAACAAGCCCUUAACAUUUUCAUGAAUAUGCCAGAACUACAGUUGUCCAAAGCAUUUCAUGCCUAGUCAUCCAGAUUACCCAAAAGUGCUACAUUUUUACAUGAAAUUAGGUAUCUCAUUGAAAAUGAAAGAAAUUCAUGACCCAUUCCACAAAAUUAAUGUAAUUCCACAUAGUAUGAAAAAGCAUUAUGGAUCUAAAACCUCUGCUUCAAAAGCAGCUACAGUUGGUCAAGCUUUCUACAGAAUUAAUCAUUUCUGUCCAUGAUCUUCCAAGAUCACUGUCACAAAAGGGGAAGAACAUACUCAAGAUUUUAAAUUCCCUUCUGUUACAAGUAUCCACAUAGAACUACUCAUAGAAUUACUACAAGUAAUUUUGCAGGUAGUCUAAUAUGGAAAAAAUGAUUAUUCUCUGAACUCCCUUGAUGUCCUACUUAUACAAAAAAAAAGUCAAAACUGUUUAUACUCUCUUCUAUAGUAAUUGGUAGAAGUACAUUCUAUUUCUGAAACAGUAACCACAACCAAGUUUCCCAGUAAGCAACUCCUGGAUGUGAGGGUGUUUAUCAGCAUUUUAAAGAUAUUGAAAUCAAGUCACUUUCAUAUUAGGAAUGACAGAAAAUCUGCUUUUACUUUCUGCCUUCCUCUUAAUGAUUUCAAGGUUUAACAAUUCAAUGGUUCUGCUUGGAGUCCAUUAUUGCUCAGUGCUUUUCCACACUUCAGUCAUUCACAAGUUUAUUCAGAGGUAAAGUAUUUCAAAUGAGCACUGUGGGAAACAAAGAAACAAUUAAAACAGCUGCACAGACUGCAGUCUACAUUUUUUCAAGAAACAGUAUAUGGUACAGGAUCUUGUCCAAGACCUGUCAUAGAAGUUAGUCAGAAGAGUUUGCUUGUGCAGUGUGAAUAACUUUUCUAUUUUUAAUACCUUCAGGGAGAAGACUCUAUUCCAGUUGAAUAUUUUUUUAAAAAAUACAAGUUUCUUAAAAAAGUUCAUUCCAAAAUAUUAGGAGGAUCUGUUGUUUUAUACUGAAGGCUUCUUUAAAGGAGUCUCAAGGAGGCAGAGAGGCUUCCAGAACCAUGGCUGUCCUUCAGCAGGCAAGCUGGAGUCACAGUUCACAGAAAUUGCCUCUGUGUGUGUAUAGCACACACCACUGAUUUAAGGACUCUCUGCCAAAAGGAUCCAUAGCCAGGGCUGGAGUCCUCACAUUUAACAGCCCACAAAGCAGCAGAAACAAGCAGUCAGGUGUGUCCAUUUGCUCACUUAACUCAGCAGAAUUGCUGCUCAGCUAGAUUGGAAUUGUGGUAUCUAAUGUGACCUGGUAUUUCUCCAGGCUUAAUGAAUUUCUAAUUGCUCAUUAGCCCUAGGAGAUUUGCUAAAGCAAACACAAAGACAGCUGGAGAGACUUGGAGUCCCUAAAACGAAUGCAAGGCAAUCUUUGUGAACAAAACACUUAGUUCUCUUCAAAAUCUGCUGAAGACAAGCAAGGUAGUAAAAACUAACAACAGCUUCUGAUGAAGCAGAAGUUCUAAUAACCCGUGAAUAAUGUACCACAAAGUUCAGCUAUUCAGAAUAAUACUGUCUUUCAUGUUGAAAGCAGAACAGGUUUGCUUCCUCUGGAAUAUCUUCACAGACAAACUGCAUUCUAGUGGGAUUUUGAUCUUCCAAGACCAGCCUAAGCACCACUACAUUAACCCUGAAUGAGACAGUAUGCACAGUCCCUCAGUGGCCAGGGAGGUGAUUCUUUAAUGGUCAUCCUACAGACAAUCUUAUGUUCACAUACUUUUUUCUCAUCAUGAUUAUCAGAAAUGUAACACAAGCCUGACUGGACUGGAGACCAGACUGAAGAACAGAAAUCUCAAGGCUCAGGGCUGGAGAAGGGAUAAUGAAGUUCUAGAAUGAGCAGGGUCAAAUGACUUGAACAGAGGAGUUUGAGCAGGCAACAGUUCACUCAGUAGAGAGAGAAAUGUGGAGCUGUGAUAAAAAGAUUAUUUCUAUCUGUGCUUAACUGUAUGUAUUUUUCCUCCUGGCUCACUUCUAUCAACAACCCAAAGAUGCUCCUCUUCCCCAAAACUGCCUUAGCACAGCCCAAGCAGUUUGGUACCCAGAGUCACAGACCCAGAGAGGGAAGUGCUAGCUGAUAAUAACUGCUUCAUUCUCAAGGGAAUGUCCAGCAAAGCCAGACCUACCUAUGAAAAUGUGUUACUUAGUCUGCAAUAAAAAAGUCACAAGAACUCUU